This is a messenger RNA of Durio zibethinus, 971 nucleotides long. RefSeq names its product iron-sulfur cluster assembly protein 1-like. Lineage: Eukaryota; Viridiplantae; Streptophyta; Magnoliopsida; Malvales; Malvaceae. Gene Ontology annotation, molecular function: iron-sulfur cluster binding; iron ion binding. Gene Ontology annotation, biological process: iron-sulfur cluster assembly. The record is from RefSeq and is a predicted model, not a curated record.
UUACAUACAAAUCCCCAAUUCUAAAACUCCAAACCCUAACACAACCUGAAAAACUCUUUAACAGCAAAAUCGGCGGAGAAAAUGUUGAGGCUGGCGUCGAAGAGGCUGCUUGGGCAAGCGGCACGGGAGGUCCCAUCCGGGCCCGUUCAGAUUCUGUCCCGUCUUUACCACAAGAAUGUCAUCGACCACUACAAUAAUCCUCGUAACGUCGGGUCUUUCGAUAAGAACGACCCAAACGUUGGCACGGGCUUGGUCGGGGCUCCGGCUUGUGGCGAUGUUAUGAAGCUGCAAAUCAAAAUCGACGAGGAGUCAGGAAAAAUCAUCGAUGCUUGCUUUAAAACCUUCGGCUGUGGGUCAGCGAUUGCAUCUUCUUCUGUUGCUACUGAAUGGGUGAAAGGGAAAAGCAUGGACGAGGUGCUUACCAUUAAAAACACGGAGAUUGCAAAACAUUUAUCACUUCCACCAGUGAAGCUGCACUGCAGUAUGCUUGCAGAAGAUGCUAUCAAGGCAGCUGUAAGAGAUGUAGAGACUAAACGUGCCAAGUUGAAUGGAACUUCAAAUGCUGCGCCUAUUGAGAAGGCUGCUGAUGCAUGAUGUCUCUGUAUAUGCUGACGAAAAAAGUCUGGAGACCUGGUAAACAAAGACCCAUCAUUGUGUACAAUUGGUAAAUAAAGACAAAAUGGACACAGUGAAACUCUAAAGUACCGUAAGUAGGACACAUGUAAUAUUUACUUUUCAAGAAAGGAUGUCUGGUCAAUGGUAAAACUAUAUGAGAAUAAAGCAUUGGGUAAAUCCAGAUACAUACAAUCAUUGUAAUGUUCAGUGUUUAAGGUAGAGUCUACCCUGCUUGCACUUCCUUUCAAGUUUGAUGUUAUGAAAUUUACAAUUUUUCUUUCUUUUGAAACUCCUGAGAAUUUUGGAUCAAAAUUUGUUUGCCUUUGUAAACAUUGUGGAAUCACCUUUGCUGUGUG